Messenger RNA from Morone saxatilis (striped sea-bass), 2398 nucleotides. Its product is annotated as seipin-like. The record is from RefSeq and is a predicted model, not a curated record. Gene Ontology annotation, cellular component: endoplasmic reticulum membrane. Bases 158 to 1258 code for a protein of 366 amino acids. NCBI's taxonomy places the organism in Eukaryota, Metazoa, Chordata, Actinopteri, Moronidae. The transcript is spliced from 10 exons. Gene Ontology annotation, biological process: lipid droplet organization; lipid storage.
GUCCAAUGGCAGCUUUUUAGGAGCUAAGGAUAAGUUAUUGUAGGGGUUUUCUGUUCACAACAUUUCAUCAAGACAGUGUCAAGCGAGCAAGAGACUUCGAGGGAAGGAGAAGUGAUUUCCUAACAGCUCAUACUUGGCCAGAGCUGUUCCUGGUAUUAUGAAUCAAGAAAGUUAUUUGCGUCCAGGAGAUGACAGAGAACCAUCUGUCCUCAUUGGUCGGGCGUUGCUGAGGCUCCGGGAUGCUGUUGUCAUGGCGAUGUCACGUGCCCGUCAGACGGUCAUACAGACCAUUGUUGUGUUCUCUAUGGUCUUCCUGCUCCUCUGGAUUGCUGCCUUUUUAUAUGGGAGCUUCUAUUACUCCUACAUGCCCACGGCAGCAUUUUCCACACCUGUGCACUAUCACUACAGGACAGACUGUGAAUCUCCUGCCUCUUUUCUGUGCUCUUAUCCAGUCGCCAACGUCUCUCUGAUGAAGAACAAGAAGCACGUGCUGACAUUCGGCCAGGCCUAUCGGAUCUCCCUACAGCUGGAGAUGCCUGAUUCUCCGUCCAAUCGGGAGCUGGGCAUGUUCAUGAUCAAGACAGUCUGUUUCUCUCGGGAUGGAGGCCAAGUUGCCUCCUCUGCUCGCUCUACAAGACAACUGCUGUCCGCCACCAGCUCUCGCUUUAGCAUGCUGCGAUACCGUUCAGACCUGCUGAGGCACCUGGGAACGCUGCUCUUCCUCCCAGCCUUUCUGAGUGGAGCCGCUGAGCAGAAACAAAUGCUGGAGGUGGAGCUCUUCUCAGACUACACAGACGACCCUUAUAUCCCCUCGGUUACGGCCGUCAUUGAGAUCCUGUCCAACAAAGUGCAGAUCUACUCGUCUCAUCUUUACAUUUAUGCACAUUUCACUGGCAUUAGAUACUUGUUGUUCAACUUCCCUCUCCUAUCUGCCCUGGUGGGUGUGUCCAGUAACUUCAUCUUCCUCAGUCUCCUCUUCCUCCUCAGCUACAUGAGGCUGCUGUUGAGCGUGGAAUGGGCUCCAACGCAGCUCAGAACAGAUGGAUUGCUGUCAGAUAGGGAAAUGAACAUGAGCAACAACCAGCAAGAGGAUGAAAAGGAUGCUGUUGCAGGUGCUGCAGAGCUGCUGGGUCCCCUCCAGAUAACCCCCACAAAUCUGAGUCAGGAGAAGCCCCAUUUGCACUUUGGCUAUGGCACAGAGGUGCACAACAGAGAGAUACAUGGUCAGAUUGAAGUAAAUGAAUCAGGGGCAGCCUGAGGCUAUUAAUAAUGGAGAAGGGGGAACUGUGGAGAGCCAUCUUGAUAGCAAGAUGCAAGGAUGAAGAUUUAAGAGAAAUAUAUGGCUGAGAAUGAAAGAAAGCAUUGAUAUGGCACUGACAAAUAUGCUGGGGGAUGACCUGAGCUGCUCUGUUUGAGCUGCCUGUCACUGGUGCUUCAGCUUUAAUAUUAGGACCCUGUGAUUUAGGGAACUAACUACAAAUCUGUCAUUAUCAGUGCCCAUUUAUUACCUUUAUUAGACAUUAUUAAAUAAAUAAGCAUGUGAAUAUGAACAGAGACCAAAUAUGUAAUGUAACCUUGAAUUUUUUAAACUCAAGAGAAUAUUGUAAAUUGUCAUUUCAUCCUGCUUCUUUUCACAGUACCAUAGUUUUUUGCAGGUCAUUUUAUUUAAUUCCAUUGUUUUUUUUAUUUCAGAAGUUCUUUCAUCUGAGUUCUGUUUUUAUUUCACAAUGCAAUUUUCCCCCUUAAAGUUAAUUUUCUUUCAUAAUGACACUCCUUUGUCUCUCAGUCAAGACAAAUGGGGCAGAGCCACCGAUGUGACUCGUAUAAUGAGUGCUUAGCCAAUCUGUAUCAGUCUUGUCUUGAUUAACAGACAUAGACUUUGUGAUGAAAAGUGGUAUUAUGAAAUGAACACUCACAAGUAAAAUUGGUACUGUGAAGGAAAUAAAAAAAUAAAAAUGACCAACAGUACAACAGUGAGUGUAAUGAAAAUUGAUUUAAUAAUUUCAUAUUUUCAUAUAUAUAUAUGCUUAUUCAUUAAAAUAUUUAUUUCAUAUUUAUGUAUCUAAUAUUGAACAUUGGGUCUCCAUACGCUUGGGGUAAGUGCAUGCACAAAAAUAUAUCAAAAUACUAAACACUGACUGGCUGAAGUUCCUAUUUACCUGUUUCAGCUAAAUGUUAGAUUAUGGAGCUGUUUCUUUUAAUGCAAGUUAUAACCAUCACGCUGGCGGAAAUGUUAUUUUGUUACUUGAGCAAUUAUAAAAUUGUGAUUAAAGCAUUUGCAUCUUUUUCACUAUAUAAAAAUAUCUUUAAAAUGUACAUUACUUGUCAAUUCAUUCUAAAAGACAUUCUGUUUAACUGUUGCAAUAAAACCUGCUAAAAAUUUGUUCAUCAGACUAUU